This is a messenger RNA of Microthlaspi erraticum, 2133 nucleotides long. The record is from the annotation of a GenBank genome assembly. Lineage: Eukaryota; Viridiplantae; Streptophyta; Magnoliopsida; Brassicales; Brassicaceae.
AUGGCAUCAGGGGAGGGAGACCAAGCAAUCAUUCUGGAAAUAAACCAAAGAUUAAAAGUGGCUUACCAAAAGGAGGAGGACUACUGGAAACAGAGAAGCAGAACUCUCUGGCUCGCUCUUGGGGACAAGAACUCUGGAUUCUUCCACGCGAUGACAAGAGGACGAACUGCAAUCAACAAGCUAGCAAUCUUAGAAGAUAAGAAUGGUGUUGCAGUUUAUGAGGAAAGCAAAAUACUAGAAGUUAUUAGCUCUUAUUUCCAAGACUUGUUUAUUACCCAUUCAUCACCUUGUUCGGAAACAGUAAACCAAGCUCUACAACCCUGCAUCUCACAAGCAAUGAACGAUGCCUUGAUAGCAGACCCCUCAGCUCUGGAAAUCAAAACAGCUCUCUUCUCAAUCAAUCCAGACAAAGCUCCAGGCCCAGAUGGCUUCUCUGCAGGGUUUUUCCAAACGAAUUGGUCAGUGAUGGGACCACAGAUAGUAAAAGAAGUGCAAGAAAUCUUUGAUGAGAGAACCAUCCCUAGCUCUAUCAAUUCUACCUUUGUGAGACUCAUUCCAAAGGUCACAAGCCCAAAAACAGUGGCGGAGUAUAGACCUAUUGCCCUAUGCAAUGUCUACUACAAAAUCAUCUCAAAAAUCCUGACUAGAAGACUCCAACCAAUCCUACCUACAAUUAUCUCCGAAAUCCAAACGGCUUUUGUCCCUGAAAGAGCAAUUUCAGACAAUGUCCUAAUUACUCAUGAAACCCUUCAUUACCUUAAGUCUUCUGGAGCAACGAAGUACUGCUCCAUGGCUGUCAAGACAGACAUGAGCAAAGCUUACGAUAGGCUUGAAUGGAGCUUUAACCUCGCGGUCAUGGAGAGAAUGGGCUUUCACCAGAAAUGGAUCAACUGGAUCUUUCAAUGCAUAUCCACGGUCUCUUAUGCGUUCCUCAUCAAUGGAGCAGCUGCGGGACGUGUAGAUCCAUUGCGAGGUAUCAGACAGGGAGAUCCCCUAUUGCCUUUCAUCUUUUUCUUGUGCACUGAAGUUCUGUCAGGCCUCUUUAAAAAGGCACAAGAAAACGGAUCAAUGCCAGGAAUAAGCGUUUCAAGACAAAGCCCUAAGAUUAACCACUUACUGUUUGCUGACGACACCAUAUUCUUCAGUAAGACAAACCCAAGAAGCUGCGAAACCCUCUGCUCCAUCCUGAAGAAAUAUGAAGAAGCGUCAGGACAACAAAUCAAUCUCCAAAAAUCCUCCAUCACCUUUUCCCGUAAAACACCUCAGGAUAUACGAGAACGAGUCAAGGUACCGCUGGGAAUUAACAAGGAAGGGGGACAAGGGAAAUACCUAGGUCUACCAGAGAGCUUUGGUCGACGAAAGAAAGAUCUUUUCACUCUAAUUGUGGACCGAGUCCGUCAGAGAGCCAUCAAGUACUCCUCACGUUUCCUCUCAAUGGCAGGCAAGAUGACAAUGAUCAAAUCCGUCCUCUCAGCCAUCCCUACGUAUGCCAUGUCUUGCUUCAAGCUUCCAGCAGGCCUCUACAAACGCAUACAGUCAGCUAUUACUCGAUUCUGGUGGGAUACAACUUUGGGGAAAAAGAAAAUGAGUUGGAUUUCAUGGACAAGACUCACCAGAUCAAAGAAACAAGGAGGACUCGGAUUUAGAGAAAUCCAGAGCUUUAAUGACUCACUGCUGGCAAAGAUAAGCUGGAGAAUCCUCCAAAACCCUUCUUGCCUUCUCAGUAAAGUCCUCCUCGGCAAAUACUGCAAAGACAAGACCUUCCUCAAUGUCCCCAUUACCACCUCCACGUCCCAUGAAACUUUGAACAAAGCCAUUGUGGAAGCAAGAGAAUGGCAGCAAGCGCAAAAGGAACCUGAGAACCCGCCAACGAGACCACCACAAUCGAAUCAAGUCGCGAUCCAACCAAAUACAAUCUCCUGCUUCACAGACGGCGCUUGGAGUGAGGAAAAUGGAAUAGGAGGCUUCAGUUGGGUUUUCGCAGAUGAUUCUGGUACAAUCAUCGAUUCGGGACAAGGAGCAGAACGGUUUGUCUCCUCACCAUUCAUGGCCGAAGCUCUGGCGAUCCGAUCGGCGUUUCACCAUGCAAUAGAGAAGGGCUUCUCCAAGAUCCAUCUCAAAUCCGAUGCUUAG